Aspergillus thermomutatus is the source of this 1644-nucleotide messenger RNA. RefSeq lists its product as uncharacterized. Gene Ontology annotation, cellular component: nucleus. NCBI's taxonomy places the organism in Eukaryota, Fungi, Ascomycota, Eurotiomycetes, Eurotiales, Aspergillaceae. The transcript is spliced from 4 exons. The record is from RefSeq and is a predicted model, not a curated record. The coding region runs from base 1 to 1644 and encodes 547 amino acids. Gene Ontology annotation, molecular function: DNA-binding transcription factor activity; transcription cis-regulatory region binding. Gene Ontology annotation, biological process: positive regulation of transcription by RNA polymerase II.
AUGGAGGAGAACGAGAACCCGUCAAUGUCAUACGGUCAAGCCGCUUUUGAUCGGUUAGCGGACGAGGUCUUAGCCUGCCUUUUCCGGGGUGCAGAGGCUCAGGGCCCCUUUUUGACCGCACAUUGCCGGGAUAAUCUGGGGAGAACGGCCUACCACGAUGCCGACCAAGAGAACUACCCCAGCAGGCAAACAACGUGUUCGCACUGGCUGCUGGACCUGUCGCAGACGGAGAAGGAAAUAUCAACGUACAGUACCAUCAGAUUUGUAGAUGAGGCCCCCUCCACAACACCUUUACUGCAUGAGAGUGGGACUGUAGAGCAUGAGCAAACUUCAGCCGAAUGUCAUGAAGAAGCUUCUGUGCUCCAUUCUGAGCCUCUAGAACUUCUUCCAGCCCCCAAUAACACCACGGGGCAUCUUCCUUCCAGCAGUGCUGUUCCGGUUCAGCAGGCUCCGCGCGAGGUUUCUUUUAGCUCGCUGUCAGAAAUUGCGACGGCUCAUUGCGGCAAUGAUCCUGAGACAGGGUUACUGCGACACUACUGCUAUGCGCUAGCCCCUUGGAUUGACGUCGGUGAUCCAAGCCGUGCUUUCGGCCUUGAGUUUCUGAUCCUUGGUAGGCGAGUCCGACCACUUCUUGCUGCUAUCCUCGCGCUUGCUGCUGCCCAAAGGUCGCUUGUAGCGCCGAGAUACGCUGCCGAUGACCUCGCCAGAAGCCUUGUGUUUCGCGAAGAAUCGGAGAACGGCCUCGCUUUGCAAAAUCAUGCUGUCCAGCGGGUAGGAAACGCAUUCUUUAUGCUCCAUAGCUUCUUUUCCUCCAGUCCAUCGCAGUGGAAAACCUUGGUGGCUAGUUAUAUCAAUGCUUCAGGAGGCCUCGGAUCCCUGUCGGCCUCUGAUGGAGGGUUUGAUCAACCGUCUUUUUGGGUGACGCUCAGAAUCGAUCUUGCCGCAUCUAUUAUAACCUCUGGGCCUCCACAAAUGCUGAUCCGUCCCCAAGUGUCACCUUCAGAGUCAAAUUCGAUCAAACAGGUCUACCAGCAUAUUCUCCUUCUUCUCGCGCACACCUUGUGCUUCAUCUACGGAGGUCCAACUACAUAUCUUGAGGGCCUGAGAGAAGAAGACAGAGUUCCUGCUUUGAAUCCCGUAUCGCAAUGGACUUAUCUGUGGACGGAAUGUCGGAGAUGGUAUCAAAAUCGUCCUCUGCAGGUACAGCCCGUCUUGGAUGUUCGAGCUGUGCAGGCAGAUGAGAUUGACCCACAGAAUGCUUCUUCCUUCCCAAUCUUGGUCUAUACUACACCCCUCGCACUAGUCGCAAAUGCUGUCUACCAUGUCGCGUCGUUUCUCCUUCUAACUCGCAAACCGCGCUUUGUGAAGACGCUGACCGGCCCUAAAUGCCUGUCAUCCUCUAUCUGGCAUGCUCAAUCCAUUGCUGGUAUUGCAACUAGCAACGACACGGUGGAGCAGUGGGACCCGAUUCUCAUCGCAGCGCUGCUUCUCAUAGCCAAAGAUAUGACUCACCAUCUGCAACAGUCAGCGGUGUUGAACCGACUACGAAGGGUUACUGUUUUGACAGGAAUUAACUUGGACUAUGAGAUCGAGUCUCUUCAAUCCCAGUGGCGCAUGUCACGAUACGAUGAACUAAUUGCUUGA